GCCAUUGCCAGCCAUAGCCAGCCAGCCAGCCAGCCCCAAGGGCCCAAAAUAUUGUGGGAAUGGGAAUGGAAGGUUGCCCAAAGGUGGCCUUAUAAGGGCAGGAAUGACCAGGUUCCAGUGUACCAGGAAACCAGUCGUCCCCGCAACCAAGUCUCCAAGGAGUUCCAGUUCCAGUCGCAGGUCCCAACUGAAGGUCCCAAAAAAAAGUUCUCAUCACAAAAUGUUCUGGCUGUCAAAAGAAGUCGCUCCUCCGCACUGUGCGACUGCACCUUUCACUCACUGACUGCCACAGCCACAGGCACAGCCGCCGGAAGGGGGAUUGUCUCUCCAGACAUCAGACAGUUUGGAGCUCGGAGUGGAGGAGUGGAGUGUUUGGGCUUCAUAAAUAUCGAAUGUGUGUGUGUGUGUUUCGAGUGUCGACAACUCGGUUGAACGUUGCGUAUUGGGGGUAUUGAGAGUGUGGGAGCUAAAAACUAAUUUUAGAAUGAUUUUAAUGGCUUCACGAAAAGUAUGACGAAAUCGCAGUCAAACUGAAGGAUUUCCUUAAACCAUUUUUAGGUUUAUGUAUAGUUCUUAGCUUGGUUCCAUUCCAUUCGUUUCACAUUUCGGAUCUCAUCUAAGUUUUACCGUUUUAUCCAUUUCACUCGUUGCACUCUUUGGAUCACAUUUGUUUCAUUCCACUUGUUCCCCAAAAUUUGAUCCAUUCCAUUUGUUUCACUGUUGGAACUCUGAACUGCAAUCUGCAUCCGCCUCAGGAAAAGUAUGACGAAAUCCCCGUCAAGCAGUCAAGCAAAGAUUUCCUGCUCUUAAGCGCCGCCUCAAGGUCGACCUCCGAGCCACUCCCUCCCCGCCGCAUCGAUGGAUCGAUCCAUUUGUCUAAUAUUUCGAUAUAUUUAUUUACAAAUGGGGGUUUCCUCAUGGGUGUGUUGCCUCAUAUGUAGUAACCUAACCCCCACCUACCCCACCUGCCCCAUAAAGCCAUCCAUAAAUCCAUGAAUGCAUGACGCUGCCAAUGCCUGACGUCACAGUUGAAUGCAAGGCGCCGCGCCGCGCCGCGCCGCUCGCGCUGUGUGACCUUUUGCAAUCUCAUUCCGCUUCGAGCCGCUGCAUGAUGCAAAACGAAAGUGAAACAAAACAAAAGAAAGAAACGCAAAGAGCGAGAGCGAGAGAGAGAGUGGAAAAUGAAUAUGAUUUCAAAAUCGAAACCUGAAAUCCAUUUGCGUCUUAAAUGAAAAACUAAAAACAUUUGCUAAGCGAUAAAUUAAAAGCAAAAAGAAAAAAAAAAAACGAAGAAAAAUAAAUAAAGAAAAUCAUAAUAAUAAUAGCAACAAAAAAAGAAAAGAAAAGUUUUCCAGCCUUUCGUCACGCUUAUAAAGUUUUGAAUGCGUCUCUGCCACAGCGACUGCGCAAUGGCCCAAAACUCCCAAAAAAAAAAAAUAAUAAUAAUAAAAAUUAAAAAGUUACCCCACCUCUUUCGACUCUGUCAGUCUCUCCCUCUCUCUCUCUCUCUCUCUCUAGCUCUGUUCGAUUUCCAGCUUCGAUUGCAAUUAUCCCUCUACGCUUCGCUCCACUGUCUACUCCGUUGUCUACUUCGUAAAUGAAUUCAAUUAAAAAUUCACAAUCAACAAUAAAUAACCGAAAGCUCAGCGCCCAAGCGGCCAAGUCGUACGCUUCGGUUCCGACAUUUGAGAUAUUCGAGCAGCAUUCGAAUGCAAACCAAACAGGCAAAAACUUCAACAAAACAAAACAAAAAAAUCAAAACUAAAAACCAACACACAAAUCGCUGGCAGAAAAUGGAAUGGAAUGGAAUGGAAUGAAAUGAAAUGCGCGUUGUUGCACAGUGGCCUCAGAUUUUUGCCAUAUUCAAGGUGCGAAAAUGUUGUGAAGAUUCUUUUAGGCGUAGGCAAAUCUAGGCAAAUAUAGAGGAAAACAAAAUAUGCGCUUUAUAUAUUUAUUCUGUAGAACUGUAGAACAUCUUUCCGAAUUCUGUUGGAUGUAUUUUCUCACCCAUUAUUUGUGCCAUUUGCAGCUUAAAAUCUUUGCUUAUUGCAUUUCGGUCAGCUACACAUACAGUGGGGUCAAGCAGUAGGCUUCAUUUGAUAAGAAAACUGAAGGGGCACUUGCAUUCCGAUAAGAAUAACGGACUGAAGUGGGGGCUUUAGUUGGAUUACACACACCAGAGUUCUGGUCUUAUUUUUCUGGACGGGAAAUUUCCUGUAUUAAUCGUUAGCUUUGAUCUGACUUUCUUUUGGGGUUACCGUAUCUUUUCAUGCAUUUGCUGGUUUCUCUAUCUUAUCGAUACCGCUCCGUUCAGUCCAGUUAAGUCCAGUUCCAUACAUUUAUUGAGCAGAUCUUUUGCAUUGGGUCACUGUGCAGUGUGUUGCGAGUCGCCGGCUGGCUGGCUGGCUGGCUGGCUGGCUGACUAGCUGGCCGUCAGUACGAGUAUAUAUGCAUAUAAAAUCUUUGCCAACUGGCGAGCGUGGGAAAAAGGCAUUGGCUAAUAAUCGCGCAGCCGUUCAGUUCAGUGUGGAGUGGACCGGGCCCCAAACGACGACGAUGACUAUGACGAUAUGCAACGCACACACAAAUUACUCAUACGCCGCGUGGCACCCUCGCCCCAUCUAUGGACCGCCUCUAUGGAUCGCUGUCGGUGUUCUUUAGGGUCACUCACACUCUGUUUUUUCGAUGCGGAUCUUCUGUUGUUAUUAUGAUUUCUGGACACUCCUCCUGCGAACCAUACAAAAAAAAAAAAAAAAAAAAAAAAAAAAAAAACCAAAAAGAUACUUUCAUUCAUAGAAACUUUCAAACACACAAAACAAUACUCGUAAAAAAAAAAAACAAAAAACAAAAACAACAGCCAAAAGCUUUGACCAUCAAGAACUGGCCACCGAAAAGAAGAAACAGCUCUCGAUCAGUCAGCAUGUCCGCUGCCACACACAUGGCGCUGCCUGUCCACGCCGUUGGAUGCCCGCCACCGGGUACACCGCCGGUCGUGUCCAUGGGGCCAGGCAAGCGGGGCCACAAGCGCAGCGUUUCGCUGGAGACCAAUGCCCCGCUUGCGUUGCGCAGCACCCCCAGCCAUCAGUCGCCGUUGCUGCAGUUCUCCCAGGGACAUGGCUUUCACACGGGCACGCUGAAGUCGCGCCAGGAGCAGCGGCGCCUCAGCCAGAAGUUUGGCAGUCACAGCAAUCUGGAUGGGGAUGGGAAUGCGGAUGGUGGUGGCCCACACCAGAUGCAGAUGCGUUCCAAGUUCCAGAACAUCCGGCAAAUGUUUGAGCUCAGUCGCAGCUGUGUGGCCGGUAGAGGUGGAGGGGGAGGUGGUGAGGAGCAGCAGUACGCAAACGAGGAGGAGGCGCUACAGUCGCUGCCGGCAAUGCUGCUGCCACAUCAGCAGCAAUCAGUGGCACGACGGACCACACCCAUUACCGGAGGAAGUCGAUUGGCCAUUAACGAGCAGCAGCAGCAGCAGCCCAGCAGCAGCAGCAGUUCGGGGGGUAACUACCUGCGUCCCAUUGCCUUCAAGCCGAUACCAUUUGAGCCGGACUAUCGCAUUGCAUGCCACCAGCAACAGCAGCUGCAACAGCAGCAGCAUCUCCAACAGCAGCAGCAGCAACAGCAGCAGCAGCAACAGCAACAGCAGCAGCAGCAGCAACAGCAGUUCCAGCAGCAGUUCCAGCAGCAGCAGCAACAACAGCAACAGUUGCAGCAGCAACAUCAGCAGCAGCAAGUCGGACCGAUCUCCGGAUCGGUGGAAAGAUAUGGCUAUGGCUCCACACCAUCGCUGGCACCACUCCAGACGACAGCCGUAACACAGAAGUUUGGCAGCACAACAGAUCUGCGACAUUUGGCAGCCAGGCGGCGCAAUCAUCGUGUGCUGCAGCGUGGCAGCAGCAGCACCAGCACCAGCCAUGAGGAUGCCAUGAAUCCCGAAUGUCUGACAGAUGGAGCCAGCAGCAAGAGCAGCGGAACAAUGGUCGGGAGUGAUCUGACGCCGUCGCCCUCGGACUCGGGCAUCUCGGAGCUGGAGGCAGCACUCAAGGAUCGCGACUCGGAGCUGUCGUAUUUGCGGCAGGCCAUGGAACACAAUGAGAAAGACAAGGAGGUCUACUGGGAGCACGAGACGCAACGCCUGAGGCUCUUCUACGAGCGGGAGCAGCGCGAGUAUCAGCUGAAGCUGAAGAAAAUGGAACAGCUGUUGGCGCUGCAGCAGUUCCAGCUGAAGCAGCACAAGCUGCGCCAGCAGGAGCAGGUGCACAAGCUGCAGCAGCAGCUGGAUGCCACACGCUGCAGCAAUCAGAAUCUAAAGCAGUCCGAGCAGCAGCUCCAGUCCUCGGCCAUGGGGCUGCACCAGCAGCUGGAGGACACACGCCAGACGGUGGCCAUGCUGCGCUCCCAGUUGGAGGACAGCGAGUGGAAGGUGUGCGAGCGGAAUGGGGAGAUAGCUUUACUCAAGACGCAGCUGAAGGAGGCGCAUAUUGAAAUCAAUGUCAAGGAUCAUGCGAUUGUCAGCCUGAAGCACCACAACACCAACAGCGAAAUCACAAGCCAAAGUCAACCAAAGGAGGAGCAGCAGAAGCAGCAGCAGCAGCAGCACCAACACCAACACCAACAUCAGCUGCAGCAGCUACAGAAAAUCAUUGCGCUGAAGGAUCAGGUGAUUGGAGCACUCACCAACGAACUGGCAAAGCUGCGCAAAGAGCUCUCCGAUCUGGCCAUUGCCCACGAGUACGGGGAGGAGCCCUGCGGCCGGUACACACGCCUCAAGCAGCAGCUGGACAACCUCAAUGAGAUCUGCCAGAAGACGCGCAAGUACACAUCCGCCGCGGAGGCAAGCGUUCCCGUACCCUUGGAGUUACCCUUGGUGGCUCCACCGGCCCGGCUGGAUGCCAUCAUGCAGCGACUGCAGCUGCAGGACCAGGGACAGGGACAGGGACAGGGCCAGGGACCGGGACAGGGACAGCAGCAGACGCUAGACACGCUCAUUGAGGAAUCUACUACGUAUGCCGAGGACAUUGCCAAGCUGAGGGAGAAGCUGGACGAUUUUCGCAUCAAUCUGGAGCUGGAGAAGCGGCAGUGGUGCGCCGAAAAGGACAAGGUCCUCGGCUACCAGAAGCAGCUGCAGGCCCACUACAUACACAUGUACCAGAAGCUGCGAUGCCUGGACAAUGCGGUGCCCGGACCGGCAGCUACCGCACCAGCGGAGACAGCCACCGAUGUUAACUGAAGAUCCGUCCCCACCGGUGGGAGUCAGCAUAUGGUGCUAUUUGUCAUUGCACUGCAAUUCGAUUGCUCCAGGAGCAACCGAACGCCAGUGAUGCUCUCUAGUUCUUCCUUAAAAAUAUUCUAGUUUCGUCCCUGCACUCUGCGGCAUCCAUUGAGGUCCUAUCUGAGAGGUUCCUCACUUCUUUUAGACUACUAAAAGUACAUACUGGGAAUAUGAUAGAUCGAGAACAGAACAAUGGACUCCAUCCCUCUCCGAUAAAUGCAAUCAAUUAUCGCCACAAGCCCGAUUGAUCCGAUUUACACUCUUAAGCGAUAAACCACAAACGGCGAUAAAUAAUACAAGAUUAUCGAUUUUACUCAAAAAUAAAAGGGGUGUAACGGAGAUAAACUCUUGAGUUGAUAAACUCUCUAUUCUGUCCAAUAAAUUAUCGCCGCUGGCCGAUAACCGAUAGCCUAAGCGAUAAACGAUACAAACGGCGUUAAAUAAUACACGAUUAUCGAUUUUACUCCAAAAGAAGAAGCGGGGGGGGGGCGGUAGAGAUGUGAGUGACCUCUCUCUGCGUGAGCAUAAAAUAUUUUUUAUGAAUAUUUAAAUUUUGUUUUUAUAUAUGUAUUUUUUAAUUUAUUAAAUAUAUUUACCCAAAAAUAAUUAAAACAACGGAAGAGAAUGAGAAUGAUAAAUAAAAUGAAAAAAAAAAUGAAACACCAACAUUUGUGAUUCCGCAUGCGCAUGGAUGAAAUCGUAUGUAUGUUGAAUAUAUAGAUAUAUAUUAUUGAUAUCAAUCCAAUAUGUAUGUAUGUAUGUAUAUGCAAUAAAAGAUACACCUGGUAUAAUAU
Molecule: messenger RNA, 6060 nt
Organism: Drosophila obscura
Lineage: Eukaryota; Metazoa; Arthropoda; Insecta; Diptera; Drosophilidae
Product: putative mediator of RNA polymerase II transcription subunit 12
Exons: 7
Coding region: 2624-5224 (866 amino acids)
Source: RefSeq, a predicted model, not a curated record